Dioszegia hungarica is the source of this 4224-nucleotide messenger RNA. RefSeq lists its product as uncharacterized. The record is from RefSeq and is a predicted model, not a curated record. The transcript has 14 exons. Bases 1 to 4224 code for a protein of 1407 amino acids. Lineage: Eukaryota; Fungi; Basidiomycota; Tremellomycetes; Tremellales; Bulleribasidiaceae. Gene Ontology annotation, molecular function: RNA binding.
AUGUCGCGCGCCUGGGUCGAUAUGGACUCCCCGCCGACCCCUCGCUCGCCCAUCUCCCCACCUACAAUCCCAUACCGCCAGCCCUCGUACUUUGAGGCCAAACGCGCGUACUCUAAUUCCGGCUCGGUAGGGUCUCGGGGGUCCCCAUCUCCGCCUUCGGGGCAGAACGGCGCCAUGGACAAUGGGAACGGAGCGGGAAAACAGGGGCAGCAGGGGCAGCAGGGGCAGCAGGGGCAGCAGGGGCAGAACACGGAGGAGGUGAAGGAGGAAGAGGACGACGGGGGCUGGGGAGCCGAAAGCGAGGAUAGCAAGAAGGCGUAUCAGAAGCGGAUGCGCAAGUUUAGUGAGAAGAGCGAGUGGACGAAUCGGUCUGGGAGUGGGCCGAAGCAGGUGCAGCAGCCAAUCAGGCCAGCUGGGAAUACUAAUGGAUCUGGUCCGGGAAAGGGUGGAGAUGGCUGGCAGCAGGAUCCGCCACAAGCACACCGAAUGCCAGCUCCGGCUGCUCGAGCAUCAGCCCAGGAGCCGGAGUCGAGACAGAGGAAGGAGAACGGACCACCUCUUAUGCGCGAUCAGCCGAACCCACCUCGAGCAGCUUCACCAGCUCCUCCUCCCCCUCAAGCUCAGCCGCAGGCCCAAGCUGAGAUCUCGUCGCCCGAAGUCGCCAGCUCGCCCCGCUCAGGCGGUGACCGACCCGCUCGAGCCGUCAAUCGCAGCUCCAACGCGCUCGGACGGAUCCAUCGGCUUCUUGGCGGACAUUCGCCGGGCAAGGGCCGGGGAGCGCCCGAUGCGACUGGGACGGAUUCUUCUUCUGUCAAUUACGCUGAUAUGACGCCUUCUGCCCCCGCUUCUGCCCCUGCUCCUGCCGCCGACAACACCGCCAGGGAUUCCGCCAAACCUCUCGACAACGCAGCUCCGAAUGGAGGGGUUGGAGAAGCCAAGGGCGAAUCAGCUGUGCACGAGACAGGGAGCAAGGAUGGGACUGCCGCCGCACAGCAAGCUGAACAGUCCCAAGUAGCUUCCGGCUCAACAGGGGACGAACUCGCCCCCCACCUCCACGCGCUAGACCAAGAGAUCGACGCUUCCCUCUCUGACGGCGGAUGGACCCCCGACUCGUCCGUCCGACACUGGGCAAGCGAUGUCGAUCCGGAGGCCGUCACGCAGACGAAACCAUUCGUCAACCUCUCCCCAACCAAGGUGCUCACUGAAGCUAUGGCCAAGGAGGCCGCUACCAAAGCCAACGCCAACACCGGUGCGACAUCCGAUGGCCCCGUAGAGGUGCCGGUCCCGGUGGUACAGCGGGCUUCAAAUACGGUCGUCUGGUCGGAUCGGUCCAAGGGAACCUAUUGGAAGCGGGACCCGCAUCCUGCUUUUAGCGCCAAGUACAUGACUAGGAGAUUACUGGUCAAGAUGCCGUUCCCACUUCGUGUCGAGGCGAUCAAGCCGACUAUGAUGGAGCACUUUGGGAAAUAUGGGCCUGUCCGGAUGACAUGGAACCAUGAACCACGCACCUCUGAAGCCGCUGAGCAGAUCCUCAUCAUCUUCGAGAACGAAGAAUCGAUCGACGCAUGCCUCGCCGACCCGGGCCACACCGCCUGCCUCGUCAAGUCCGGCGCUAGAUCCGAUAUCGUCUCUGUCCCCAUCAAAGUUUCUCGCGCUCCCCUCGCAGCCACCGCCAAGACAGUCUACCUCCGUCUCGUCGGCGCCCGCACGCCCGCAGGCGACGAGUCAGAGUCGGCAGGCAGGGGCAUGAACGCCAGUAUCCCCCCUAUGAUCUUUAUCGAUGCUGUGCCGGUGCGAAAGCGGAGCACGGGGAGGGUCGAGUAUUGGGCGCAUGUCCGAUUACCGGGGAGUGGGUUCGAGGAGCUGGCGGAAUAUGCGGUGGAGCAGACUGGGCAGCGGGCGGAGAUUAUUACGACGUUUGAUCUGAGUGAGGGUGUCCCGGAGGAAGAGAUCGUGCCGAAGCUGGUGGAUUACUUCUGCGACUUUGUGGAUGUCCUCCCGAAUGCGGGCGCAUCGCAGGGAUGGCUCGUCUCCGUCGCGAGUGCAGUGGACGGCAGGAGCCUAAUGGGUGAACUGGCCAAGAUUCCAGGUAUGCUCUCGAGGUGGGCGACCCCGCUGGAAGAGCUGAGGAUGAGGCAGGGAUCGGACCAGCCUCUCGGCGAGGCAGCAGCGAUGAUGGGUCCUGGGAGUGGGCCCGGGAGGAAUUCUACGCCGAGCGCUGAGCAGGCGGCUAUGUACCAGGCGCUCAGAGAAAAGGCCUGGCCGUCUGAAGCUCCGACAUAUAGGGCGCGGCCUAUGGACGCUGCGCCUCAGGCGGUAUCUGCAAAGCCAGCUCCGGUCGUGCCCACCCCGACUCCGGCGGCGACUCCAGCGGCGGCGCCGGCACCGACACCUGCAGCUUCGCAGCCAAUAGCAGCCGUCACUGCUCCGGUACAGACACCGGCACCAGCACCGGCACCGGCGCCUCGUGCUGUCUCUCCUGCUCCGGAACCUACGCCGCAAGCGGCUCGUCCAGCAACUCCACCACCGCCACCUAUCGCUCAGCCCGCCCCAUCCAUCAGCGCAAAGCUCACCGCAAGGCUCGUCCCCACGUACAGAGGCCGACUCCUGCGGGAAGACGACUCGCAAGACGAGCCCAAGUUCUACGACGACGCAGCGAUCGCGGUGAGCCAGCUCGUCAAGGACAAGGAGACGGAGAGUAGCUUGUUUGCUCGAUUUAGCCGGUAUGGUCAAGUGUGUGGUGUGGUGUACAGGCCUCAGCUGGAUCAGGGGGAGUACGGGAGUGCCAAGAUUCUGUAUAGCAGUCAAGCUGCAGCAGAUCGGGCUUUGAAGUUUGAGCAAGAAGCAGACUCGUUUGGGUCAGCUAUCAAGGUGGAGAAGCGUCGUGUACUGCCCAGCGACGUCAAGCUGGAAGAGAAGCUCAUCGACGAGCACGGUCGAGCGUUCAGUCCGGACAUGAUUGCGCAGUACAGCCCGCCUCAGACCGCCAUUGUUACCGGACCGGCUGUCCCGCCUGCUCCGCUCAGCGAUGGGCCGAAUCCGACGCCUCUGCCGCUCUUCUGGAUGGCGGCUUCCUCUGCAUCAGACUCGACAACGGUUCUUUAUACACUUUGCGCCGGUCAGCCACCUACGACUGCAAAUGUGACUGAGGCGAUAGCGGCUGCUCCUGCGCUUCCUGCACCUGCGGUCUCGACUACUCCUGCCCCCCAACCUACCCCGUCUGCGCCCGUCACAGCGCCGCCGGAAAUCACUCAACCUACACCGCAGGCCGCGUCCGAUUCCCCUCCUUCCGCUCGUGCCGCUCAGCAGACUGAUCCAGAGAGACCGACGCCUCAGGUCUCUCAGGUCUCCGCCGAGCCAAGCCAACCGCCUCCGGACACCCGUCAGCGCGACGUCCCGGGAGGCUUCAGUAACGGUUCGCAACGGUCGGACGCGCCCUCUUCGUCCAACCAGCAGAGCUCGGCGCCGACCUCUAUCCAGGCCGACCAACCCUCCUCAGCGCUAGCUCCUGAGCCGGCGAAUUCACCUAUACGGCACACCAGCUCGUCGGCGCCGUUCAGCCCACCUAAUGGUCCUUCUGCGCGUCCGCCUCCAUCCUCGGGCGUGACGAAUCACUAUCGACAGGCGCAGCAGCAGCUCCAGCCACCGCAGCCCACGUUCCCAUCAUCCGGUCCCCAGCAGGCGCCUUUCCAGCAGCAGCCUCCAUUUCAGCAGCAGCAGCAGCCACAGCAGCCGCAACAAUCCUUCCGAUCCUUCAACCCCAAUCCCAAUCCUAACUGCAACAACCAAGGUCGGCCAUAUCAACAAGGCCCGAACGAAGGGUACUCCAACUUCAUGAACAAUGGGAACCGGCAGCCAUACGGACGCCCUCCACCGCCUCAUCAGCCUCAGAGGGUGCGGGACGGGGAGCGAGCGGAUAGUGCUGGGAAUUGGGGGGCGCAGAGGAUGGCAUUCCAGCAGAGCGGGAUGGGGCAGCAGGAGGGGCAAGGACAGCCGAGGCACCAGGGAUACGGUCAGGGGUAUCAGGGACCGCAGUGGCAGCAGCGGGGUCAGCAAGGGCAGGAGGUGCCACAGGGACAGUAUGGACAACAGGGGUACCAGCGGCCAUCGGCGCAGGGGUCGCAGGGAUCGCAGGGGUACCAAAGUCAGCAGGGGGGAGGGAAGUCGAGGGAGCCCAGUGCUGGUGGGGGCAGCGAUGCGGGAGGAUCUACGGGGGGUUGGUGA